AUGGACCACAUUGUCAAUAUGAUCAAGAACUUCUUCGGCAACUUGCCGACUUUCGGCCCGGCUAUCGAGAACGUUCUCAAGAAGUUGCCAGUUUUCGGUCCGAUCUUCCGUAACCUCUUCAAUGGCUUCUCUGGCAACCGUGUCGCCAAGGUCACUUUCCUGUGGAAGCUCUACCACCAGUUGGUCGGCGAUUACCAGACCAAGCUGAAGGUUCUUCACGAGCGACACGGCCCUAUCGUGCAGGUUGCGCCAGGCGAGUUCUCGGUCAGCGGCAAGGAGGGCAGUCUGCGCUUCAUCGGCCGCUUGCCUGCUUCCACUCAAGGUCUUCUCAACCCACCAGCUAUCAAGGUCCUUCAAGACGCCUGCAAAAUGCAGAACCUCUUCGACCGCGAGCGUGUCAUCGACGGCCGCAACCAGGCGCUGCAACAGCACUUUGUCAAUGCCGCCAACGACCAGCGACAGAUUGACCUCACCAAGCUUUUCGCCCGUUACGCCUACGAUUUGGUCAUUACUACCACCACCGGCAAGCCAGCUGGCUUCCUCGACAUCAACGCCGACCCAGCCAAGAUCGACAGCGCCAUCAAGAACUGGAAGUUUGACGCCAUCAUCGUCGGCUCGUACUUGCGCUACAACAAAUACAUCAAGCCAAAACGUGAGAAUCGCCUCUUCAGCAGCGUCUCCGAGGCAUCUACCGCUACCACUGACGAGAAGCUGGCCGCUACCCACGAUACCGAUGGUAUCUCUCCUCUACAUGAAAUCAAGCCGUCCAGUCUCAUCAACGCCAGUGACCAUGAGGCAAUGACCGUUCUCGCGCUGGCCGCCGCCGACCCAGCUAUCAUCCUCGUCACCAAGGCUCUCUCCUAUGUCUACAACAACCAUGACAUUCUCCACAGUCUCCGUGCCGAGUUCAAGGCUUCCGGCAUCUCGCACGUACCAACCUUCAAGGAGCUGAUUCUCAACAAGUCGCGCUUGCCAUUGUUACAUGCCGUCCUUCUCGAGUGCAUCCGCCUUCAUCCUAUCUACAUCUCAGGUCUCAGCUACAUCGCGCCAGAUGACGGAUUUCGCGCCAAUGGCCUAGAGAUUCCUGCUGGUAACCUGAUCACUCCUACCUGCGUCGUCGAGCACGUGAAUCCAGAAGCUUUUGGCAAUUCCGGCGUUUGGGACCCAGCUCGUUGGCUCAACGGCGCCACAGCAGAGCUCAAACGACUACUUCCCGCUUUCAACCUUGACAACGGCCGUGGCGCCAACCCAGAUACUGUCGCCGAGUUCCACUCUCUCAUCGCCAGCAAAAUCAUCAUUCAAGUCGUCACCAACUUCGACAUUGCCGGCGACAGCCUCAAGACUGCCAAGAUCGCCGUUGCCGAUGGUGCGCAGAACGCUGCCUCCAUCACCGAGGCAUCGAAUGACCGCGUCGGCCAGACUACACCUGCUACUCUCGGUGCCAUGGAUCGUCUUGAGCAAUACCUCGGCGCCGAUGGUGUACGUCUGCUGCUGACUCGCUUCAACCCAGACGCCACAGGCCGUGGUUCCUGGGGCAGAGAGCCGCUUCGUGUCGGCCCACUCGGGACCAGAGAUGACUUCUACGACCUCCUGAGAUCUGUCAAGUCCAUCUACGGUGGCCGUCUCUCCCUCGACCAGGCCCCAGACAAGACCGUCGUCAUCGGCACCAAAGCGAUGAUCGAAUACACCAAGAACAAGGCAAAGACGACGACGACGCGCCCUGUCUCGCAGCCAAUCAAGAAGCAAGAGAGCGUCCCUGCUGCUGGCAAGCGCCUUGUUGUCGGUGCUUGGGGUGAGUUCGCGGUGAAAGAGCACGAGCGCCAGGAAGGCUUCAAGACGAAGGAGAGCUGGGAGGCGCAGAAGAAGCAGAACGAGGAGGCCGCACAGGAGGCGAAGGCAAGCCCGCCUGCCCAGGCUCCGCAAUUCAAGGCGACCUGGAAGCAGACGGGCAUCGGCGCCAAUGGCAAGCGCAAGGUCGUCAGCACGCAGACGACCUUGGAGCCUUCCGCUUCGCCUGCUCCUGUUGCGGCCCCUCGCACGCUGCCACCACAUCUGCGGAAGGCAGCGGCCGGUCCGGCCAAUUAG
Messenger RNA from Pseudocercospora fijiensis CIRAD86, 2085 nucleotides. RefSeq lists its product as uncharacterized. The transcript is spliced from 2 exons. The record is from RefSeq and is a predicted model, not a curated record. NCBI's taxonomy places the organism in Eukaryota, Fungi, Ascomycota, Dothideomycetes, Mycosphaerellales, Mycosphaerellaceae. The coding region runs from base 1 to 2085 and encodes 694 amino acids. Gene Ontology annotation, molecular function: iron ion binding; heme binding; oxidoreductase activity, acting on paired donors, with incorporation or reduction of molecular oxygen.